Molecule: messenger RNA, 1245 nt
Organism: Aspergillus niger
Lineage: Eukaryota; Fungi; Ascomycota; Eurotiomycetes; Eurotiales; Aspergillaceae
Exons: 9
Coding region: 1-1245 (414 amino acids)
Biological process (GO): DNA strand elongation involved in DNA replication; nucleotide-excision repair, DNA gap filling; DNA replication
Cellular component (GO): delta DNA polymerase complex; nucleus
Molecular function (GO): DNA-directed DNA polymerase activity
Source: RefSeq, a predicted model, not a curated record
AUGGCUGUUGCUGAUUACAAGAGGUACCUUGCUGAGAAUGUCCUCAAUGAGCGACGCACGCUUCGGCGCAUACUACAGGUCACCUACCGGUCCUUAGGUCGAGCCCUUCGGGUUCAUAGUACCCUGGCCAAGCAGAUGCUCUUCGAUUUUCACCGUAACGAAAACAGCAAGAAGCCAAACAGCGUCAAUGCGACUUAUAUUAUUACGGGAGUUCAGAAAGCGCCCGAGACUCCUUCCACAACAAAUGGCGCUCAGGACAGCUUUGAUGGAAUUCCCCAGAGCAGUCCCUACAUUAGCAGUUCGAUGCCGAAUCAGGACGUCGCUACGGAUGAGAUCGCCAUGUCCUCGGUUGUGCUUGUGCGAGAGGAAGACUUGGAGGAUGCCAAGACGACCUUCCAAUCAGUCUCAUCGAUAUACGUCUACAGCCUUCAGCCAGCGGUACUCCAGGAUCUCAAUGUCUUGACAGAUGUCGCGAGUGAAAUGAUUGCCAAGCAUGCUCAGGAGGAUCCUCUAGAAUACGGCAAAUCUUGGGGCAUGAUCCAGGGCAACAAUGUCCGGAGAAGAACCGGGGGCCGCCCUCCCGUUCCAGCCCCCGCUCAGGCUCCAGCUCCUCCCAAGACGACCAUUCCAGCUAAGCGUCCUAUCAAGAAUGAAGAGACACCACAACUAAAGAAAGAAACUGAAGCCGAGGCUGCGAAGCCAGAGCCGACGACUAAACGCGAGGAAACACCGGCGUCUACUAAACCGACUGAGAAGACAGCUCCUCCGAAGCAAAAGGGCAGUAUAUUUAGCUCCUUUGCAAAGGCCAAGCCGAAGCAGAAAAUAGAGGAUUCAACCACGCCGGCCACUUCUGCUGCCGAAUCGGCCGAACCCAGUGGUGCUGAAGAUGUGGUUCUAGACGAUGCAUCGGACGGGGAUGAGGAACCUGAGGAGCUUUUCCGGGACUCAGGGAAGUCCGCGUCCGCCGGUACACGUGAGUCGCGGAAAGAGCGUGAAGAAAGGCUCAGAAAGAUGAUGGAAGAUGAUGACGAAGACGAAGACGAAGAAAUGCCUGACGCUGCACCCUCACCGGAAGAGUCUAAGCCUAUCGACGAGCCGCCGCGGCCGAAACAAGCUGAGCUCAAGGAAGAAGUCACGGUUAAGGGCGGUCGUCGCAGGGGCAGGCGCCAAGUCAUGAAGAAGAAGACAGUCAAGGACGAUGAGGGCUAUCUGGCAGCUGACUGGUUGGUGCUAAGUGACCGUUGA